AAAGAAACAAACACACAACAUAGACUUACAAAUUUCAAGUCAAAUUCUGGAGAUGUUUUUCAAUUUAUUUGGUUGGAUUUCCUAGCAAUUUCCCGUUAAUAUUCCACCAAUAACUAACCAAGUAAGUAGUAAAUUAUGUGCGUUUUACGUCUUGGGUAUUUGUUUCUUAAUUUGGGCGUUAUUUAAUGCUAUUAUACGCUCAAAUUUUAUCACGCACGAUCGCACUGACGCCCAUACGAAAUAUGUUGCAAACACAUCUGCCCUUUGCAUUAGAAUACGCAACUUUGUAAAGCUAUUAUAAUUUGAUCAAAAAGGUUCUAAUUUUAAUAUAGUGAACAUCACGUAUCAUUAAAUUUUUGUCACGACUCGAAAGAUUAUUGUUUUUAAAGAUUAAAUUUGAAAGGAAUGACAAUUUAUUGAUCUUUCUGUGGAAAAAAAAUGUAGCCACAGUUUUGUUGUUUUCCAUUCAUUCUUGCAGUCAUUAAUUAUUAAAUUUCAUCAAGAGCAAAAUUAAUACACAACUGUCAUGAUAUGCCAGCCGAAUUUUGGGUUACAUUGAGCACUGAAGAGCGCAGAUGCUGGUCAAUGUUAGAAAUAUUGACAACUUAGAGGAGCAAGGGUAUUGAACUACACUUAAAUUUAUUUAUAAUCAGGCGCAAAACUAUUACAUUUUAAUAAAAAAAGGAGGACUAGAAAACAACAGUAUAUUCUCACUCUAUCAGUUGACCCCCAUCUGCUGCAAAGACUAUAUCUUAUGUGAAAAGAAAUAUAGUUUUCUUGAUACAGAUGUAUAUGUUUACAUGCUUUAAAUUGUUUAGUCUAGGUAUUAGCAAGCAAGAUGGAUGAUUCAGACAAGUCAACUGUUUUUAGGCAAGGUGUUAAAGAAUCCAUAAAAAAACUGGAAGAUAGUGUACUUCACUUAAGGUGAUUUACAGGCUAUUUUAUAACCAUAUAUCAUACUGUGUGACCAUGUCUUGGGUAACCUGUUAGCCACUUUGUUCACCCAAUACACCUUACCAUACUUUAUUAUUUUACUCUGUCGUGUACAUUAAUGGGUUAACCAGACAAUUUGCCCCUGUCUUUGGAUAACCCAUGUGGAUUAACUAACAAUGUGCCCUAAUACCCCCUGCCACUUUACUUUGUCUCAAGCAAAAAAAAUAGAUGCAUUAACCAUUGUGCUAUAACCCCCUAGGGGUUACUGGUACGAAGGUGAGCCAGCCCGGGUACCCGAGCUAGCACGCUUUGCCGAGCUAAUUUCAUCCUGUGUUUACACGAGACUUUUGAGGCAGGCUGGCUCUCCAAAACAAACCACUGGUCUCACUCUUAUAAAUAGCAUAAAAUAAAUAUAUUUUCUCAUGAACGUAAAAUUCACACUUUUGCAAGCAACGUUCACAGUUAUAACUCACAGAAUCAUUCACAGAGACCUCUUUUAAGAUUGAAAUCUGUUGAGAAAAUCUUAUUUAUAAAUAUAUAUUUGUGUGAACAGAGCAAUAACACUCACUGUGCUUAGGUGUGAAAUUAUAUAUAUUAUAUGGGAAAUUCCCAGCCCUCGGGUCAGUCGGGGCAGGAUCUCGCUUAAACAGACAAGCUUGGUUCCCAUAUAAAUGCAAAAAUUUGGUAGGAAAUAAUACAAAGGUGGGAUCUCACCUUAACCUGGGCCAGCUCAGUACCUAUAGGCUGGCUCGCCCCAUAUGAACAGCCCUUACUCAUAACCCUGUUACAUGUACAGUAAUAAUUCCACAGCUCUCAAAUCCAAAAUGUGAACAGCGCAAUCAACAGCGUGAAGACGAGCAGUAUGAAUGCGACAAAGGUUGUUGAAAAUCAUUUCGAAUCUGCCAAAAAGGAAGUAAUCGCAGCUCUUGAGACACGGAUGGUAUUCCUGUUAACAACUAUCAAAGAAAUUGAGACACAAGAUUUAGAACCUUUGACAAGUCUAAAACAACAGCUCGAUGGAGACCUUGCAACCAUGAAGAACUCAAUUCAAGAAGGUAGUUUUAACCCAUUACUAAACUGCAAUGCACCUUAAUUUAUUAUUUCACCCUCUCUCAUGCCAGACGAUUCUACUUGUCAAGAGGAGAGUCAUGCCCUUCACUGGGUUAACUAAACUAUCUACCAAUGUGUUUUAUAAACUCUUUGUAUCUUGCUUAUCACAUUUUGGGAAUAAGUGGAAUGCAUCCCCCAACCAGGAAUAAACUUCAAUAUGCUCAUGAUUAUUUAACUCCCACUGGGCAAGCCUUUCAUCAAAGUACAUCACCCAUGUACUUAAUUGUAAUAUGUUUUCACUAAAAUGUCAGGACAUAGUAUAUUAGAGCAAGAAGAUGACUUAGUGAUGAAAAAUGAAAAAGAAAUUAAGAAAAAAUUACAACCACUACAGAAAAGGUAUGGUAUAUUUUAGCCAGUAAAGGUUUAACUGAGAAUGUGGAUGGCCAUUUGAAAAACAGCCAAUUAUCACAACACCUUUCUCAAAAUCUGUAGAUUGUACACCCCCCCCCCCCCCCCCCCCUCCCCCCAAUGUUUUCAGAGUGUUAAACAGUGAUCCAUUAAGACAUCCAAGUGCCUCCACAAUGCAGGAAAUGCUGUUUUAGAGAUCCAAAAUUUUCCUGGGGAACAUACCCCCAACGCCCCUUGUGGGUAUGGGUGAAGUUUGACUCAGUAAUUAUGAAGACAUCCUCCUCCCAAUAAAAACAAAACUGGAUAUACAGUUUUGCAUAUCUCGGAAAGUUUGGUUAAAAAAACAAGUGCCAGAUCAUAAAACUUGUGUACCUCGGCUACAUAAGUAUGUGAAUUAUCGCACCCUGGAUGGACAACACAUGUCAUACACAAUAUAUAAUUUGUACUCUCUCGCUUCUCUCCAGUUAUCCGGAUAUGCCAUGUGUGGCUCAAAAUCUCUCAGUAAGUGUUGAAGACUCAGAAGUGAGCAAUAUCGUCGAAGCCCUUCAAAGACUUGGUGACGUUCAAAUGUUGGGAUCACUACAGAUUGUUGAACUGGUAGAGCAACCUGGUGGGAUCUUAGUACAGUGGGAUGAGGUACAGUAACCAUGCGGAUGAUUUUACUCAUCAAACAGACAUUUGCAUAUUAGUGUUGGCAGUGAAUUAUAAGUUUGAGUUUAUUGAGCUUCACACUCAUUGGUCAGCAGAUUUCCCAACAGCCUAUAACCCAGUUGAUACUGCAGAUUCAGGUAGACCGUUUAAUGUGAAUAGUUGUCACAUAAGUUUUAACGGUUGCACGAUAACAUUUAUAGGCAGAUUUUCAGGCGUUUCUAAGGCGUGGCUUCAAUGUUUAUUUUCAAAAUUUAACCGUUGUAAUUACAACGUUUAAAUUUUGAAUAUAAACAUUGAAGCCAUGCCUUAGAAACGUCUGAAAAUCUGCCUAGAAAUGUCAUCGUACAACUGUUAAAACUAACGCGACAACUAUUCGUAUUAAAGGGUCUACCUGAAUCCGCAGUAGGGGAUCCAAGGUACCUUGUUUGUUUUUAAUGUCCUUAUCCGAGAAGUCUAGACACGAAAACCUAACCACUUACUGAUGUCAAUAUAAAGAUAGCACUUCCUCCUCGCAGGGCUUGAAAUAGCAGCCGAUCACCGAUCAACGAUCGGCAAGAAAUUGUUUAUGAUUGACAGGAAAACAAUAUUUUCAACAAAAAAAUUUGGCUGCCAAUCACCAUGGUCGGAAACUUCGGGAACAUUAUUUCAAACCCUGUCCUCAAUAUUUUAAGACCUUGAGAGUAGAGGUCCAACCAAGGGUUGUACCCUGGUCUCCCAGCUUGAAAGGCAAGUGUAGCGACCAUGACACCACAAGUGCUGGUUAAUUAAUAAAGCAUCUCUCAUCCAUUUCCAUCGUGUUCAAAUUUAGACUUUAGUUGAUAGCGAAUCGUUCACAGAAGGAAGUGUGGGAACACAGGAAUACAUGUUACAAUACUGUCAAGCAGAUAACAAAGUCAGCUCCGACGAUGUCUUCAGUACUAUAUAUCAAGGAGAACAAAUGUCGUAUCUAGUGACAGACAUUGAGCCACACGUCACAUACACAUUCCGUGUUUGUGGAAGGUCUGGGAACAAGGACGUGAAAUGGGGACCAUGGAGUGCCUAUAAGAAUGGUGUGACGUCACUUGAACCACACGGUAAGUUUUACCUAGGUCCAGGGAUGGAUUUACUGGGGGGUGCAGGGCCGGUGCUAUUUUUCAUGAUAAUUAAUUUAAAUUAAAUUAAGCAAAAAAUUAUUAGAGACAAAAUGAGAUACAGUAAUUUGAGCAAUAACAUGAUGAUAAGUGAACUGUGAACAACAAUUACAAUUCAAAUAAAGUAGUCAAGCAAGACUUUGCUGUAGUGAAGCAACUGCAAGUUGAUGGGCGGGCGGCACACAUAACCUACACAACUUGGCACCAGAGCUAGCGUCGGCACCCCCCCCCCCCCAGAUCAUGCUGGAUCCAUCCUUGCCUAGGUUUCAUAAGUCAGAUGAAGUCACUAAAAGACAGGUCUUUCCAAUUUUGAGGGACAUGGACUUGCCUACAAAAGUUUUGGUGCUAGUAGCCUAAUUUGGACAUAAUGUUCAACAUCGUAUUGAAGGGGUUGUAAUAUAUGAAGGGUUCUGUAGAUGGAAAUUUCAAGUGAAAAUUUUAUACAUUUAUUUAUACCUAACCAGGAGCAGCUGCGAAAAAUGCAACUAUUCUUGGGUUUCAGUCACGUGAUAUUCUAGCAUAAUUUGACUCAAGUGGGGGUCAAUCAUUGAAAUGAGGUCUGUCUAUGCAUCUUAUGUAAAUAAGUCAUCCAACUAUUCAUGGCUUGAAAUUUACAGUAUCCCAAUAUCCAAGGGAUACCAGAUUUUAAGUUUGGUUACUGGACAUCACAAGGUCGGUAUCCAUUGGGAUACUAAGCAAGUUUCUGCCGUCCACAUAUAGUGUAUUUUUCUGUUCUACAGUAUAGUAUAUGAAUCCUUUGUAAACAUAUCUUAGAUUCAUUAUAUAAUCAAAUUCAUAUCAAUUGAAAACUCAUUUUACCAGUUAUACAGAUCUCACUGGAUAGUGCCACAGAAUUGCGUAAGCGCUAUUUGUCAUGAUUCGUCACUCAGCAAGUACCCUAAGAAUAAGCAGUCACCCCUGGAAAUAUCCAUGGCUUUUUCCCACACAACACCAUUUUGGAUAUUUCCAGGGGGGUGACUACUUCUUUUUAGGGUACUUGCGGAGUGAUGAAUCAUGACGAAUAGCGCUUAAAUUUCAAGCCCUGGACUAUUAAAAAAGCCAAUAUAAAACAACGUAAACAAAUAUUAUAAAAGCCGUCCUUUACCCUUGACACCCAUGUGACAUCAAAUGAAACCCAAGAAUAAGCCAUCUGUCAAGGAUCGAAGCUGCGGCCUGCAAUGAAGCUCUGCUUGAGUUUCACUAAAUGACCACUAACCAAUCCAAAUAACUUCUUACAGAAUGGUCAAAGAAAGACUGCAAGAAUGAGAAAAGGAUUUCCAUAUACCAGCUAAGCAAUGAUAGACGUACUGCCACAAAAGUAUUUCCCGAAAGCUCCAGGGUUCUACGAUCACGUUCCAUGAGCUACAUCAUUGGAAAUACCAUUACAUUUACCGUUGAAGAAAUGGGCGAGCCUUCAGCAAGUGACGUCAUUGGCAUGAUCACUCAAUAUUGUGUUAUCGAUAACAAACAGGUUUUACAAGGUCCUGAAUGUGUCGGGGUGAACUCAAAAGGGAUAAUACAUGUGAACGGAACUAACAUGACAACAAGGUUGCCUCCGUUCAAACGAGGGACUCAAGUUUCGUUUGAGGCACACAAGGUGUCGGGGAAGAAAUUACGAGUGUCUGUGAGUGUCGAUAACAAAGAAGUGACGUUAGAUUGGCCUAUACAAAAUGAAGUUGAGAAGUUGUACUUUGCGAUGUGUUUCGGACAAUCUGGCUGGCAGGUUACUAUAGGAUGAUGGUAAAUAGCCGAUUGCAGGAGGACAAACAUGUUUAGCUGAGGACAAACAGAGCUGUGUCGUUGAACAGCACCAGUAGAAUAGUAUUUCAAGUGACCAAUAGCAAAUAAUUUUCAUAUUGAACUCAUACACUCUGCCCUACUUGACAAAAAAAAGUUGUCCAAAGAAUUCCAAAGUGGACAGGCUUUGUCAGUUUAAAUAAUAUAUAAAACUAAUAGUUGCCAAAGCAACAAGGGCCAAGGUUUUUGUCAUGUACAACAGAGUAACAGACUGACAAUGAAUCUUGCAUAUCAUCUAAAUGAGUGGUUUUAUGAUGCAUCGGUUUUUUGAUUCACUGAUAAACUGCCAUAGACAAUGACUGUAUGUAUUUAAUUGCAUGUCUACAAUCUACAGCCCUCCCCAAGAUAGUCAUGUACCCUGAACAUGUGUAAAAAACGUAGGUGGUUUCUAAGGGGUGGACCAUUAGAAAAAUGAUGGAGGGGGGGAGGGGCAGGGAAGAGAAUUUUCAACUUGCACAAAUUUUUUUUGGCUGUCUGCUUGUGCUGGAAUUUUUGCUUUGAAAGGUAUUUUUCUUUUCUACUCCCCAUCAUUUUUCUAAUGACUGCGCUUAAGAAACUUUUAGUCAUAGUUAGUCAUUAAUAGUAUUUGAUAAUUGAAUUAGAUAGUUAUAUGUUAUUAUUUAAAAUUAAUGUAAAGACUUACCAGAGAAUAUGAAAUUAGAUAAUUUACAAUGAUCAUCCAAAUAGUGAUUAUUAUUUCUUUGGCUUUGAUAGAAUUCCAUCUAUCUCCAUUUUGAUAAAAGUUCUGAAACUGGGGUCCUCAAUUUUCUUCAAAGCUUCAUCAAUAAAAUGGUUUGAUUCGCCAUUGUCGGAAAACUCCUUGAGUUCUUUGGCGUAUUCAAUCCACACACAGUUGGCACAGCCACUCAUGCAACACAGCUCAGGAGGUGGCGGGUCAGGGGGCUUGCUUGACAAGUUUCUUAUGCAUACUGAAACAAAAUUAACCUAAUAAGCUGGAAUGCAAAUAUGGGGUGCAGGCCUUGCAAUGGAUGAUUCCAGAUAUCAACUAAUGGACCUAUUCCCUAAUGAAC
Messenger RNA from Paramuricea clavata, 7000 nucleotides. The record is from the annotation of a GenBank genome assembly. NCBI's taxonomy places the organism in Eukaryota, Metazoa, Cnidaria, Anthozoa, Malacalcyonacea, Plexauridae.